Messenger RNA from Carica papaya (papaya), 1269 nucleotides. RefSeq lists its product as uncharacterized. The record is from RefSeq and is a predicted model, not a curated record. Lineage: Eukaryota; Viridiplantae; Streptophyta; Magnoliopsida; Brassicales; Caricaceae.
AUUUCUUGCACGCUCUCUCGCGUUUCUCUUCCCAUGUAUUCUUCACUCCAUUGAAAUCUUCGAGGUAGAGUUGAAUUUUUUGGUGGUGAUCAUACGAUUAGGUGUUGAAGAUGGGUUGUGUUUCCUCCAAUUUGCUGAAUCAAGACGACGAGUUCGGUCAACUCGGUAGCUCAGCACUGAGUCACCACAUUGUUUCCCUCACCUCCACUACGUAUGGCCUUCUCACGCUCGAUCCUCCUCCACAAUCUGAACAGAAACAGUCUCCUUCUUCCGAUCAGACGACUCCAUUGACUCCACCUCAGCGAUUCACCUUCGGCACCAUCUUCCCUACCCCGCUAGCUGAAACCAAGUCCGUCUGGUCUGAAUCCAGGUCCCUCUGGUCGGAACCGAAGCUUUUCCGAUCGGAGCCGGAGGUGAUCAACUCGUGGGAGCUUAUGUCUGGCCUCGAUACAGACAGUUUCCGAUUCUCUCCAAUUCCUAAAACCCCAACCAAACCCGUUACUGUUUCUGUUGGUUUCAACAAGGAGAACGCUAAUCCCAAUUUGGCAACAAAGCCGUUAAACGACAACGUUUUGAGAUCGGUUUCCUCGAAAGGUAACCACAAUUCACUGGAAAGAUUCGAGAAAUUAUGCCCACCAAAUGGAGAAGCCAAAGUGGUGAUCUACACGACAACGUUGAGAGGUAUACGUAGAACCUUCGAGGCUUGCAAUGCGGUUAGGGCUGCGGUGGAGAGCUUCGGGGUAUCGAUUUGUGAGAGAGACGUGUCGAUGGAUCGUGGGUUUAAGCAGGAGUUGCGGGAUCUUAUGAAAGGGAAAGAGAUAGAAGCUGUAGUACCACCCAGGGUGUUUGUGAAGGGGAGGUACGUGGGUGGGGCUGAGGAGGUUAUGAGGAUUGUGGAAGAGGGAUGGUUCGGCGACCUGGUUCAUGGGCUGCCGAAGAAGAGAGCUCUAGGUGCUUGUGAUGGGUGCGGAGGUGUUGGGUUCUUGCCGUGUUUUGCCUGUAAUGGAAGCUGUAAGGUGGUUCAGGGGAGGAGAAAUACUACUGUUGUGAUCAGGUGUACUGAUUGUAAUGAGAACGGGCUGGUGCUCUGUCCGAUUUGCAGCUGAUUGUUUGAUUCUCCAUGGACGUUCGGAUGAGGAUCUUUUCUUUUCAAUUUCGUAGUAAGAUAUCUCAUUUUACACUCUCUGAAGUUGCCUUGAGAAUGAUCAAUCUUGUUGCAACUCUUGCUGAUAUAUAUUAAUAUAUAUGAAUAUAAGCUUUUCUGAUCAA